GGGGGGGGGUGGUGGUGGAGAUCGGCACUUGGAUCGCUCGCUGGCGGGGGCGGCGCUGGUGUCUCUCGGACUCUCCCGCGCCGCGGCUCCGGGGAGAUGUGAGCGCCGCUCGGGCCUGGAGGCAAAUGACGAAUGGCCAUUUGGGUGAGGUAAUGGAAGGCUGGCUGUACACAUGGGGCCAUACCCCAGCCUGAGUUUGAGAGCAGAAACUGGAAUAAGACUUAAUAGGAAUGCCAAAGGAAAAAUAUGAUCCAAAAGAUCUACAUAGAAUAUAUGCAAUCAUGUCAAUGGAAGAGGCAGCCAAUGGGAAGAAAUCACACUGGGCAGAAUUAGAAAUCUCGGGUAAAGUGAGGAGCUUGAGUACUUCGCUGUGGUCUUUAACACACUUGACUGCGCUGCACCUGAACGACAACAACCUUGCACGCAUUCCACCAGAUAUUGCCAAGCUCCAUAAUCUAGCUUACUUGGAUCUAUCAUCUAAUAAACUGCGCAGUUUACCAGCUGAGCUCGGAAACAUGGUGUCACUCAGGGAAUUGCUUUUAAAUAACAAUCUGUUACGGGUUUUGCCUUACGAACUAGGAAGACUGUUCCAGCUACAGACCCUUGGUUUAAAAGGCAAUCCUUUGUCACAGGAUAUUUUGAACCUCUAUCAAGAACCAGAUGGAACGAGAAAGCUACUGAACUAUAUGCUUGAUAACUUAGCAGUUCACCCAGAGCAGCUUCCUCAGAGGCCAUGGAUCACUUUGAAGGAAAGAGACCAAGUGUUGCCAACAGCAUUGUUCACUAUCAUGUGUUAUAAUGUUCUAUGUGACAAGUAUGCCACAAGGCAGCUGUACGGUUACUGUCCAUCCUGGGCUUUGAACUGGGAGUACAGGAAAAAGGGAAUCAUGGAAGAAAUUGUAAAUUGUGAUGCAGACAUCCUAAGCCUUCAGGAAGUAGAAACAGAGCAAUACUUUAACCUCUUUUUGCCUGAGUUGAAGCAACGUGGAUAUGAUGGGUUCUUCUGUCCAAAAUCUCGUGCCAAAUUAAUGUCUGAGCAGGAAAGGAAGCAUGUAGAUGGAUGUGCAAUAUUCUUCAAAACAGAGAAAUUUGCAUUGGUGCAGAAGCAUACAGUGGAAUUCAACCAAUUAGCAAUGGCCAAUUCAGAUGGCUCUGAAGCCAUGCUAAAUCGCGUUAUGACAAAGGAUAAUAUUGGGGUAGCAGUGCUCUUAGAAGUCCACAAGGAUCUUUUUGGAGGUGUGAAGACACUUCAUGGAACAGAAAAGCAGCUAAUUCUUGUGGCCAAUGCACAUAUGCACUGGGACCCUGAGUACUCUGAUGUGAAGCUCAUCCAAACCAUGAUGAUUAUCUCUGAACUCAAAACUAUUCUAGAGAAGUCAGCUGCUUCUCUUAGGCCAAGCUGCCCUUCUGCAGAUCUUAACUGCAUCCCAUUGGUGCUGUGUGCAGAUCUCAAUUCACUGCCAGAUUCAGGUGUUGUGGAAUACUUGAGCACUGGAGGUGUUGCACAGAAUCACAAAGACUUCAAGGAGCUGAGGUAUAACGAGUGUUUGAUGAACUUCAGCUGUAAUGGGAAGAAUGGAACUUCUGAUGGCAGAAUUACUCAUGAUUUCCAACUAAAGAGCGCUUAUGAAAACAACUUGAUGCCUUACACAAAUUACACUUUUGACUUCAAGGGUGUUAUCGACUACAUUUUCUAUUCCAAGACUCUGAUGAACGUGUUGGGUGUUCUUGGCCCUUUGGAUCCUCAUUGGCUUGUGGAAAAUUCUAUCACUGGAUGCCCACACCCUCAUAUCCCUUCUGACCACUUCUCACUGUUAAUACAGCUUGAACUUCAGCUUUCCUUGCCACCAUUGAUGAAUGGUGUGCACUUACCCAGCCGGAGGUAGUAGAUCCAUGUCCUGGAGGCACUGCCUGCUUUUAUGGACAUGUACAGUUGUAAAAUCAAAGUAUGAAGGAGUGAAGUAUGGCCUGUAAAAUCUUUUUUGUUCUCUUUUUUUAAUUGUAUAUGUUCUGUAUGUUUCUAGUAAUACUGUUUAUUUCAUUGUCACUAAGUCUGGAGCAAACAAAAACUUAAUUUAAAAAGGUUUAUUACUCAGACCUUUGGAGACACUGGAGAUCGCAUUCUUUGUAACUCUGAAAACAUUUUAUCACCAUAUUAUGUGUUAAGUGUUUAUGUUUUCCUGUUGGAUUACGUACAUAAUCUGGCAUUGAAACAGCAGCAUUACAUGCUUUGCAAUAUGGUGCCAUUGAUUGCUCCUCCAAAGACCGACAGGCAGAACACUGUUCCGAGCUUUGCCCCACCCUAGUUGCCUUGGAUCUAUUUAUACAUCAUUACUGAAAUAAUGUAGAUCAUUUGGUGAGAAUUUGGUAUCUUUCCAUUUGUUACUCUUGCUUUCUUUUCUGUCGCGAUCAUAUAUUCUUCACUUUAAUUCUUUGGCUAAAGUUAAAAAGAGAAGCACCGAUCAGCAACUCCCCUCAUUCUCUGACCCUGUCACAGCUAAGUAGAAUCUCUGAUCCUGAGUAGAGAGAUAAUUGAAGCCAAAAGGGAGGAGGUGGGUCGUGGUGGUGGGGGGGAGGGGUGUUGGCGCUAUCCAACUAUGAUUUUGGUUUGAAGUUAUUCUGCCUUGUUUGGAAUGAGGUUCAUAUCCGGUUUCACUAAAGAAGAUGCCCAUUGCUUAUUGAUUUGUAGAGCGGGGCAAACAGACACGAGAUUCAGAUUUUCCAAACUGAUUAUUGAACAUGUAUUGCAGCUAAUGGAAAUUAAUUGUAGAAUUUAAAAUUUAUCCCACUGCCUUCGAAAGUGUUUUUUGUAACAAAAAAAGCUCCCACGUGGAUUGUUUGUCUUCCCAAUUGAACUGGAAUAAUUAGCUCCUUCCAGGGGAGCAGGAUGAUCAUGGAAAUUAGCUCAAUGCUGCUCCGUUAUCAGCCAGCAAGAAGUACAAUUCAAUGUUGGUCCAUCGGUCAAGACCAAAUUUUCCUUUCCACAAUGAAAUAAACAUGCAGUGAGCAGUGAUUGAGGUGCAUCAUAAAUAAUUCGGCAUGGAGUCAGGUAAAGCACCUAAAAUAUUGCUGUGUACUAAAUAAGCACCAUCUAAUGGUCGUUAAUUUUCAUGUUUUGUAUUCCAACAACCUACUGCACUUUAUAAAGAAAUUGAGUUUUCAUUGAUACAGUAUAAAGCGUAUCAGUCCAAUGUGACCCCUAACUCGCCGCCCCCCCCCCCCCACCCAAAAAAAUCUGCGUUUUAAGAACCCACUUGCAGGUUUAACCUUUUUUGAAUCAGCAGUACAAGAUCUUCUGAUGUGUAAAAUCUGUUUUUAGUUUAAUAUAUAAUGAUAGAAUGACAUCAGAUAAAGUUUACAAGUGGACAUGACCUAGUUAUAGAAUUUACUAAUAACCUCCUUUUGAUAUCUAUAUGACUGGAUUCAUGACUUCAAGAUUGUCUGUCUGAAAUCUGAAGUUUUAAGUCAGCACUUUAAUUCUAUGGCCUCGUAACUCUUUGAAAGGAUGUCCUGUUUUUAAGGACAUGAAUUAUGGAGCUAGAUAAAGUUAAUGAGAAUGAAAGACAGGAGGCUCCAAGUAAAUUCUAAAACUUUUCGUUUUGAAUUCUGUUUUGGUGAAAGAAUUUGAACUUUUUAGACCUAUUUUUAAUCCUAAGGCUUCAUGUGCUUAACAUUUUUGUGAUGACCCUGCUUCUUAAAACUUCAUGCAUUGUUUUAGUAUCUCUAAGCAAUAUUAACUUCCCAUACUUCACUCCCAAUAUUUUGUCAAAUCAGUUUGUAUAAAAUGGAAUUUAAAAUUUACCAGGAAUGGUUAUAUAUGAACUACAGAGGAGCCCAUUUACUGGAUUUUUUCGCUUUCUUUUUUAUAAUUGAAGAGGAAAGCAGUUUUUGGAAAACUUACUGUUAAUAGCUGCAAAUUUUGUCUGCUUUCAGUAUAAAAUAAAUCAAGACACUCUGUUGCAAGAGGAUGUUCAUCAGGUUUUCUUUGCUUCUGUAUGCAUUUUUCCAGAGUUCCAAUAACUGUGUACUUCAAAAAUAUAUAUAAUUGAGGGAAAGAACAUUUUAAGAAAAACAGUGAAAUGGAGAUGACAGGAAGUUUGUCGUGUGUGUUUAUCCUAAUUGUUCAGGCAAAAAAAUAAAGAAAGCACAGUCGGAUUCAUGUAUGUUUCUGUUAUGUUUUUGUCCCUCAUUUCAUAAUAACGUGCCUCAUUCAAUUUGCUCAAGCAGCUGCACUGCCCAAGAAAGCAGAGAAAACCUGACAGGCCUUCUCCAGGCAACUUUUAAAAUUCUAUACAAUAAAUCUGUUAAGAUUUGUGAGAUUUUAUGUAAAAAAAAAAAACCCACCUAAAAACAACUUAAAAACAGUUUUGUACAAACGCUGUAAUGUGUUUAACUUUGGUGUAAGGAGUGUGGGACAUUGGAAACCGCACAAUAAGUCAGGUAUGGCACAAUGAUUUCUGAGACCAGCUUUAUUUCCAUCUCAUUCCCAGCACGGCUUACCUUUUGUCUUUGUGCAGUGCAGGAGUGCUAUCUUUGGUGACAAAGCCUGCAUAUGCGUAAAGGUUUUUGUCUCUUGGGUAUUGUGCAUUUGAUGUGGAGAGUCCCUUCCUUGUUCAGAACCCUUCACUUCCUUAACAAAUGUACUUACUAGCUCUCAAUGGAUUGAAAAGCUACUGAAUUCCAGUCUUUCAAGGUUUCAUAUCACUCAGUACAAAAGCAUACAUAUUGGAUAAUAUUGUUCAAAAUGAAGUACGGGUCUCAUGACUUAAGACAGUCACAAAAAGCAGGUUUUUGUAGUGGUAAUUAUAUAUUUCUAUGUAUUGUAUAUGGGAGAGCCUGAUAUUCAUUAUGCUGCAGAUAACCCAAAGAGUGCUUAUUUGAAACCAUAUGGCACUGUCAAAAAUACACCAUAUAAUCAGCUUUUAAUUCAUAGGUGCUUCAAAAGCUAAAUAAAAGAGCACUCCUGAAUUGACCUAAUUAAAUGGUGGGUUUUCCAAGCCAUUUCUCGGAGGCAAUUUGAGUACUGCUGGCAUUUUUAAAUUGGAUCAGACUCGAAGAACUGGUGAUGUGUUGCACUUUUGUUGAUCUGUUCUGGAUAAAUGAUUUAUUUUGACAUUUCUGCCUUGUUAAUCCCUAUUUGAAUCAGUAAAAGCUUUUGUGGCUUUGUUGGCUGAUUGUAGCUUCCCCCACUAGCACAAAUUUCCCCCCCCCCCGUCCCCCAUGGCAUUAGGGAAGAGAACAAGUUCUGAUCAUGGGAGACAAGUGGGUUCAGAGUUUUUGCAUGUUGUAUAUCAGCUGUUUAUGUUGUAUUACAAGUUUUAUGUUUAAGUGCUAGAAGGUCUGAGGUGUUGGUGAAAUAAUUCUAGUUAUAGAUAUUCUACCCCGCAGACAACUAAAAAGGAUGCUUAUUGACAGUUUUUUGUAUUCUGCGGUUAGACUCUAUUCUGGAAAGGGGAGAGGGAUUUAAAUUAAAAUAUUUUGGACGGAAAUUCCAGUUAAGUUUUUAAAAAAAACUUGGUAUAGAUGUUGGGAAGUGGGUAGCGGGAUUUUUAGAGUGAGCUGUAGUUAAAUAUUAGUUACGUAACUUGGGGAUUUUGUGCAUGUUUUUAGAUGUUGCUUUGUUCAUUUGCAACACCAAAAAUAAUGAGUGAUAUGACUCUUUUUGAGACCUAUGGUGCUUCUGUCUGCGAAACUUUGCCUAUAUUGUAUUAAAUGAUUAUAGUUUGUAAAUGUGGUAGCAAUGAUUUAGUUUUUUUAAACGUGAAUCAGACAUUUUCAGCAUUUGACCACCUUUAUUUUUUUAACAUCCUUUUUAAAAAAAAAAUAUAUAGUUUUUGCUAUUAGAAAAUUAUCAUGGUGGUUAAUAGGAAAUGAAAGUGGAUUGUGCUGCAUCACCAGUGUCUGUAUAGAACCGUUGGUCACUGGAUAACAUUCAUUUUCCUGAACUCUGAGCAGGUGGAUGUUGCUUUUCUCUUUCCUCCCUAUUUCUCCCCAUCUCCCAACAAUGGUAUUUUUGUAUAUUAUUUCUUCCUGAACUCACUCCAUGGGUUAAAAAUGUACUGAUUUAGUAAGACUAAAUUGUCUCUUACUGAUGUGCUAGGUAGCUUUUUACUUGCACUAAAUAAGUAGGAGGAAGUUCUUGGAUUUUCACCAGCUGAAUUUUUUUUCUUUAAAAUGUUACUAGUCAAAAAAAGUGAAAACUCAAUUUACACAAGUUACUUAAGUAUUUUGCAUUAUCCAAUCUGCUGUAGAUUUGUAUUUCAGUUACUUUACUGCAAUGGAAAUAUACCAACUAAGCCAGUAACUGUACUCAGUCUGUCUUUGAACUUGUGGCAGCUCAGAUGGGGUUGCUUCACUUGUACUACUAUGUGAAAGAUUUAAAAAGAUAAAGUAUUUUUCCAUAUGGAGUUUGGGUACUGCUCUCAAUGUAUGGGGCUAAAUUAUGUCUGCUUGUUCCCUUGAGCCUGUAUUUUUUUUUCUUUCCUUUGACUGUAGGCAAUAAAUGGUCAUUUGAAAA
Molecule: messenger RNA, 6517 nt
Organism: Carcharodon carcharias (great white shark)
Lineage: Eukaryota; Metazoa; Chordata; Chondrichthyes; Lamniformes; Lamnidae
Gene: cnot6l
Product: CCR4-NOT transcription complex, subunit 6-like
Exons: 13
Coding region: 231-1886 (551 amino acids)
Biological process (GO): nuclear-transcribed mRNA poly(A) tail shortening
Cellular component (GO): nucleus; cytoplasm; CCR4-NOT complex
Molecular function (GO): protein binding; poly(A)-specific ribonuclease activity
Source: RefSeq, a predicted model, not a curated record